AUGAACCCCAUGAAGACUCUCCGAGCGUCAACCUCGGCUGAGGAUUUACGGGGCUUGUUCUGGCACCUGUUCCGUAUCGCUGUGUCACUCUCGCUGCUGCUUGUGGAUAAUACUGUUCUACUAAUGGCAGUGUUACUCUCCCGACUCCACCGCGCUGCCGAUCGGCGUCCGGCAGCAUCGAAAGGGGUGCAGCUCUACCCAAAGACGGUGCUGAUCACGGGAGUCGGUACACCGCACGGUCUGGCUCUCGCGAGAGCCUGGGAAGCUGAAGGCCACCGCGUAGUGGGUGCGGAUGUCGCCGACCUCGAUCUUCCCAUUCGAUCAGGCGGGAGCAUGUCCAAGACACUGCUCGCAUUCUACCGAGUUCCCAAGGGCCACUAUAUCUCGCGAAUCCUGGAUAUCAUCCAUCGCGAGAAGAUCGACCUCUGGAUUCCAUGCUCGCCCAAGGCGACCGCCAUCGAAGAUGCCACAGCUCGACAAGUCAUCGAGAGCCGAACUAAUUGCAGAUGCAUUACAUUUGAUACCGAGCUAAUCACAUGUUUUGUUCGCCCGGAUUCCUUCAGGGAAUUUCUGGAGGAACGAGAUCUCCCCGUACUAUCCUACUAUCAGGUGCAGUCGCGCGAUUCUAUUCACAAAAUAUUGCACCGGUCACCGACCAAGUCCUAUCGCCUCAGCUCGGGUGGAAGCGAGGCAGCCGUCUCUCUGCCAAAGCGUACUCUCAGCAAGACGUACUUGGAGGUUAGCGAGAUCAAAAUCUCGAAAGAACAUCCGUGGGUCUUGCAGCAGCAGACUCGACUGGGAGAGUUCUUUGCAGACGUACUGGUUGUACGAGGACAUAUCCAUGCCAUCAAGGUUCGACUCUCAGAUGCUCGUUCUCCUCACUGGGGUGCUUCACGACUCGAUGAAGGCCUGGCUGCCGCUAUCCAUCGCCUCAUGCAGAGUUUCGCGACCGAAGGAGGCCAACGUAUGACCGGUCAUCUGUCCGUUCGGCUGCUGGUCGACGAGGACUUCGAUGUCUCGUCCGUUCGUCAUACUAUCCACAUUGCGGAUUGUGUCCCGGGCGCCGCAGCUGUCGAGAAUCUCCUGCGUGAUGCCACGUGCCCUAUCUCUGGGUACCUCGCAGCCCUCCAUUCGGAGCCAACAGAAGCUCCCCCUUGGAAGGUGACGGCGACCUUAUCGCCCAACUCACCUCCAAAGUCGGCUGUCAUGGCGAACGAGCUUGUGAUUCAUCUUCUCCCGCGUUCCCUGCCGCUCGAGUUCAUCAAAGAUGUGAUCACAAAGCUCGAAGCAGAACUGGUGCCCUUCCUGUUCUGGAUGAAUCCGCAGUUCUCAUUUCUCGACCCGUUGCCUUGGUGGUGGCAUGUCCACUUUUACCAGCCACUGCGAGAGGUUUGGGUGCUGUUGAGGCGGACUCGAGCCUCGGGGUUGACUGGUCGUGUCGAUGGUUGA
This is a messenger RNA of Penicillium cinerascens, 1449 nucleotides long. RefSeq lists its product as uncharacterized. The transcript has a single exon. The record is from RefSeq and is a predicted model, not a curated record. The coding region runs from base 1 to 1449 and encodes 482 amino acids. NCBI's taxonomy places the organism in Eukaryota, Fungi, Ascomycota, Eurotiomycetes, Eurotiales, Aspergillaceae.